Pectinophora gossypiella (pink bollworm) is the source of this 1381-nucleotide messenger RNA. RefSeq lists its product as uncharacterized. The coding region runs from base 240 to 1004 and encodes 254 amino acids. The transcript has 3 exons. The record is from RefSeq and is a predicted model, not a curated record. Lineage: Eukaryota; Metazoa; Arthropoda; Insecta; Lepidoptera; Gelechiidae.
CCGCGAGUUUCCAAAUAUUUCGAUAAAUUAUUAUACAUAAUAUUAUGAUUGUGUCUUUUUAAAGCGUUAAUGUGGCAAAUCAGUAAAUAGGAUUGUAAUAUAAUCAUUGAGGCUGAACAUUUCCAUUGAGUUCAUUUGUAAAAUGUUGGAUGCCAAGAAUUUGAGCUUUUAAUGUUUAUAGGUUAACUGUACAUUACGUCAAGCGCUCUCUUGUCUUGAUCCCAGACGACAUAAGCAGCAUGAGUCGACUAAACAGAACAAGGCGCACGCGCGUCUACGAUUGCAACUACAACAAGGGCGAGAGCUACUACCGGCCGGUGUUGGACCGGCUCGACGGCAAGACGCCGGUGGCGCGCGAGCCGGACCGCGAACGGAUCCGCUCGGACGUCGAGAGCCGCAUCCGGAGCGCGUUGGACGACAUCGAACAGCCCCAAGACGACUUCUUCGACUCGAGGGGAGCCCGUGUUGCGCGCGCGCGGCCCUUGGCAUCCACACUCGAUGACGACGAAUUUUCUGAAGAUAUCACAGAAUCACUGAAGCGCCUGCGCGCCGGGAAAAAGCAGUCACGCUUUGCAGAAGACAUAGACUUCGAAAACAGCGUCUCCAACUUGGAAAACCGCGUAAGGAUCUCAGAUAAAAUCUUGGAGAGCGUGGGGAUCGGAUCGGAAGUUUCGGGGGCCAGGAGGGCGCUGCAGGAGAAUGAGGAGCGCACAGAGAAGCGCAUCUCGCGAAGACUGAACGAAGACAACGCGCUGACUAAGUGGACGGCGUUGAAGAGCGAUGAUGAGAGCGCCGCGGCCGCCAGGGCGAAGGUGACGCGCGCCAGGCUGAGUGACCUGGAGGACGAGAUGUCGGAGCUGUCGGAACGCAGCGCGGCGCGGGAGAAGCGCGCGGCGCGGUUGCGGGCACUCGUCGCCGACAACGAGGCUGCCGCUGACUCCACCAUCGCCGCAACCAAGGUCACCAUCCGCGCCGAGAGAGAAAAGAAGCAAGUCACCUUCUAAACAAUAUCGCAACACACCGCCUGAAGGCGCGCUGCGAGCGCCGCACGGCGCAGCGUUCGAUGUACAUCUAACGUUUUAGUAACCACAUAAUAAUUAUUCUAGUCUCCUGCUGAAGUGCAGUGUACAACGAAUGCUGCACCGUCCCAACUUCCGAGCCCGUAUUCGGAAGCCGCUCGAUUUUAUCUAAAACCACACGUUUUAGAACAAAACGAGUUACCAUUUUGGAGAUAGAUAAGUUUGUUAGAACGUGUGCUCCUGCAUUUUUCUAUGUACAUGUACAUGAUCAAAUUGAUGUCUAUUUUAUACUGUGGGAUAGAAUAAAGCGCUAUGUAUUUCCCUGUUUUUAUUUAUUGACUUAAUAAAAUAAUAAAACUGUA